Neospora caninum is the source of this 723-nucleotide messenger RNA. RefSeq lists its product as hypothetical. Bases 1 to 723 code for a protein of 240 amino acids. The transcript is spliced from 9 exons. Lineage: Eukaryota; Apicomplexa; Conoidasida; Eucoccidiorida; Sarcocystidae. Gene Ontology annotation, cellular component: cytoplasm. The record is from RefSeq and is a predicted model, not a curated record. Gene Ontology annotation, molecular function: GTPase activity.
AUGGAGCGACUAAAGAGCGUGUAUCAGCCCCCCCCCACCCUCCCGUCCUCGCGUCUGCUUCCUCUUCUGGUGUUCGCAGCCCUCAUCUACUGCCUCGAGUUCCUGCUUGUCAAUCUCGACUGGUUAGAGGAGCAAAUCAAAAAAUUCAAAAGCCAUUACAUUCUAUUCGACUGCCCCGGACAGGUUGAGGUGUACACGCACCACGAGUCCAUGCAGCGCGUCGUCCAGCGCCUGCAAAAGGGCCUCGACGCAAGAUACAUCAGCGCGCUUCUCGUCUCUUUAAGCGGCCAGCUGCUGCUGGAGCUGCCGCACGUGAACGUCCUGUCGAAGAUCGACCUUUUGAAACAUCACCGAGACCAGUUAGCGUUUCGCCUGGAGUACUUCGCAGAAGUGCAAGACCUCAGCGAACUCAUUACCGCUAUGGAGAACACGCAUCCGAUGACGGCAAAGAUGAAGGAGCACACCGAACUGCUCUGUGAACUCAUCGAGGAUUAUAACCUCGUUUCAUUCAAACUCCUCGACAUUCAGGAGAAGCACUCCGUGCUCAAUCUCCUCAAGGCCAUCGACGUGGCAAAUGGCUACAGCCUAGGAAACAUGGCGGCAGAUUUCAACAUCUUCAACGUGGCUCUCGACAACACGGAAGACACAGCAGAUCUGCUAGACACGAUCCAGGAACGCUACGUCGAUUUAGACGAAGAGGAAGAAGAAAGAGAGAAACCGUGA